AUGUCAGUUGCAUACACAUCUCCAUCAGAAAUCGCUGAUUUAGUGAAAUGUGUAAAUAAAGCAGCAGCUAGCUUUGAAACAGCAGCCGCAGCUCCAGGUGACUUGCACGUUGCUCGACGAAGACUUCAGCAUGAAGCUAGAAAACUUCUGAACUCCUUGGAGGAACCAAAUGGAGAGGUCUGGCCUCGAACCUUCCAAGUCAAUGUCAGUGCCGCAGUCGAGAUUGUGUCACAACUUAAACUAUGGGAGAAGUUCGAAGGAGGAAAGGAAGUCUCUAUAGCAGAAAUUGUAGAGCUCACUGAAGCAGAUGAGAUAAUCAUCAUCCGUAUAUUCCGUCAACUCACAGCCAGCAAUCUAUUCGUCGAAUCCAUAGGCCCAAGAGGUCCGAGUUUCGCUCUCACUUCCCUCGGGAAACCAUAUUUACACUCCGACCACCGCGCAUUCAACAACUUUAUGUUCUUCGAUCUCAUUCCUUCCAUCAUGGCAAUGCCAAAAACUUUGGCAGAGAAACGGUAUAAAGCACCCACCAAGGAGACAGGGACACCUUUCAAAUGGGCUCAUGGGGAAGAACUCUGGACCUGGUUAGGCUCUCACCCCGAUCGGGCCCUCAAUAUGGUUGCUGGGAUGACGUCACAUAACCCUUUGGAUGCUUAUCCAUGGGGUGUUGAGCUUGGAAAGUUGGAUCUGAAAGACGAAGAUGUAGCGAUUGUGGAUAUUGCUGGGGGCCAAGGUCAUAUCAUGGGCGAGAUCCGCCAAAGAAACCCCCAGAUCAAAGGACGGUUUAUUGUACAAGAUUUACCUUCCACGUUUGAAGCUGUACCCACACCGCCAACAGGAGUAGAUUUCAUGACUUACGACAUCUUCACUCCUCAGCCUGUCAAAGAUGCCUGUGUUUAUCAUUAUCGCCACAUUUUCCAUAAUUGGAGUGAUGAUGAUUGCACCACCAUUCUGGAACAAAUUGUACCACUAUUAAAAACACAGCCAAGAAGCAAAUUGCUGUUGGUUGAUGUGGUGUUGCCAGACUCAAACGGGACAAUGCAAGAGGCGAUUAUGGAUAUUUCUAUGUUUCCAAUGGGAGGGAUGGAGAGGUCUGAAAGUCAGUGGAAGCUACUACUUGCAAGAAGUGGCUUGGGAAUUAGGAAGAUUUGGAGAGGAAGCGAACCAGAAGCGUGUAUUGAGUGUCAAGUAGAGUAG
Molecule: messenger RNA, 1194 nt
Organism: Venustampulla echinocandica
Lineage: Eukaryota; Fungi; Ascomycota; Leotiomycetes; Helotiales; Pleuroascaceae
Exons: 4
Coding region: 1-1194 (397 amino acids)
Molecular function (GO): O-methyltransferase activity
Source: RefSeq, a predicted model, not a curated record